GUUGGAAACUGCAAUCUCCUUCUUCACUUCCUUUGACAGCCUUAAUUUAUGACCCUGUAAGCAUAUACCUAUUUUCGACAUACCCACUGCUGCCUGAUUCACUCUAAAUACGGCUACGACAUGCUUGCCUCUGAGCGCCGCUCCAUCGACGCACUGCAUGGAAGCAGCAAACCUCUGAAGCCAGCCAACUCGAUUCUGGGCAUGGUGCGUCGCCGCAAUACAACAGCCACACCGGCAGUCCGUCGGCCUGUGGUCAUAACCCGCGUUGACGCACCCAAGCCGCAGACGCUGGAGCCCACGCUGGACCUGGGCGAGAUCAUCCGACGCAAAGACGACAUUCUCGACGCCAUUGACCAGGGCGUCGCCCCAUCCAGUCCCUCCGACACCUCCAGUGUCACCAUGGUUCCGCCGCAGCUGCGCUCGGGCAAGCGGCCGGUCUCGUGGGCAACCAGUGAGCCGGCAGCGCGGCGACACUCCGACAUGGCCCGUGCCUCGACCGACAGCCGGCCGAGUCUGGGCGACGGGAAGCGGCGGCUGCGCCACGACUAUUUCCGUGUGGCCACCAUGGACGGCCACCCGACGAUCCCCGCCCAGUACCGGUGUCCGAUCGCCCUGUGCGGGAGCAGGUUUUUGUACUUUGAGCAGUUGCAGGAGCACUGGACCGAGCAUCCGUGGAACCGUGGCGGGAUCCUGACGCCUGUGUGCGAUGGCGGCACCAGGAGGCUUGGGUGGUGGGAGCAUAAGAAGAAGUUCUUCGCUUCGCUGAUCCAUGGCUCUCACCAGAUUGAGUUCCAUGAUGAAAGCGACCGGCUGAAGCUGCGGAGGCGCGCGGUCAGUGUUAACCAGGCGUGUCAGUCGGACUAUGGCGAUAUCCACCUGUUUGGGUCGCGCAGUUACCAUGUGUCGCCGAGAGUGGUUCCCAUGCGCCAGGUCGUUGCUUGGGAGAGAGCGCGCGACAGGCGCUAGCUGGCUUUCACAUUUGUUCUUUAUCCUUGAGGUAGUGGUGGCUUGACUAUAUAGUUUGCCACACGUCUUGGGCUGUCCGUCAUUAAAUGUAUUUU
Molecule: messenger RNA, 1061 nt
Organism: Linderina pennispora
Lineage: Eukaryota; Fungi; Kickxellomycota; Kickxellomycetes; Kickxellales; Kickxellaceae
Exons: 1
Coding region: 121-966 (281 amino acids)
Source: RefSeq, a predicted model, not a curated record